CCGUCUGAAAAUCCGAAGCUUCUUCCUGUUCGCUCCUUGCUGGCGCUACGACUCGACUGGGUCAUCGUGAAUCGUAUUUUUAGUAAAAACCCAUUUUCCCUGAAAUUGCUCUCUCACCCUUUCUUCUUCAAUUCACAUUAAACCUCUCCCAUCAAACCCUGCUCAAAUUCAGAUUUUGCGUUCUCAACUUUCUCUCAUUCUUCUUCUUCGCCAUUCGAUUACUGUGCACCAUUCUUUCUGGGAUCGCAAGUUAUCUUAGUGCCAGUAAUAAUGCGUGCACCAUCUCUUCUUGCACAAUGCUUGCCUGGAUUGAUAUCUGCAGACAGGGGGUGUCACGCGUCAGUAAUAUCUGACAGAGAUGGUCAUCUUCCUUCACCAGCUGUAGAGAUUGUUCCUUCAAAAACCGCGCAUCCCUAUACAUAUGCUAGUGAGAAUGUAGAUCUACAAGGAAUCAAUAUAGUCAAGGGUAGAAUAAGUGUUGCUGAUAUAAUCGGCUUUACUGGCACAGAAAUGAUAUCCUCAAAACCAGAUGGAUAUCUGAAGUGUUGGGAUGGUUCACUUGAUCUUGUUAAUGUUCUCAAACAUGAGAUUAGGGAUGGACAGCUGAGUUUUAGGGGCAAAAGGGUGAUUGAGCUUAGCUGCGGCUAUGGGCUUCCAGGAAUAUUUGCUUGUUUAAAGGGAGCUUCUACCGUGCAUUUUCAGGACAGGAAUGCAGAGGCUAUAAGAUGCACCACUAUUCCAAAUGUCUUGGUGAACCUUGAGGAGGCUCGGGAACGGCAGUGCCGUCAACCUGAGAGCCCUUUGACUCCUUCUAGGCAGACUCUUGCUCCAACAGUAAACUUUUAUGCAGGGGAAUGGGGGGAACUGCCAACGGUGUUGUCUGUUGUUAGGAAUGAUGCAUCUGAGAUACCUAGAGGGAUGAGCCUCAGCUUCUCUGAGGAAGAUUUAAUGGAUGGCUGUAGUAGCCAAGAUGGGAGCAUCUUAGUCCAUGAAUCUUCCUCGAGGCGGUCUAGGAAACUGUCUGGAAGCAGGGCAUGGGAGAGGGCUAGUGAUGCAGACCAAGGAGAAAGUGGGUAUGAUGUUAUUUUGAUGACCGAGAUUCCCUAUUCAGUGGCCUCACUGAAGAAGCUGUAUUCACUGAUAAAAAAGUGCUUAAGGCCCCCUUAUGGAGUAAUGUACCUGGCAACAAAAAGAAACUAUGUUGGCUUCAACAGUGCUGCACGACACCUCCGGAGUCUGGUGGAUGAGGAAGGUGUUUUUGGUGCUCAUUUGGUAACAGAGCUAACAGACAGAGAGAUUUGGAAAUUCUUUUUCAAAUGAAAAGAUGAUCUCAGCUUUGCCCCAAAGGUUCUAUUCAUUCAAUAAUUGUUUCCAGUAAUAUUAUAAUAUAAUAGUAAAUUCUUAGCUUGUUAUUAAGAAAAGAUACACUACUGGAUGGUUCAGUGCUUGUCUCCUGUAAUUAUGUUCUUUAAACUUGUUGUUUACGUUGAGAGAGAUGUAAAUUUUAUAGGCUUGUGUAAUAUACUUUGUUUUAGCAUUGAUGGAGGAGGAAAAUUCUCUA
Molecule: messenger RNA, 1561 nt
Organism: Ipomoea nil (Japanese morning glory)
Lineage: Eukaryota; Viridiplantae; Streptophyta; Magnoliopsida; Solanales; Convolvulaceae
Exons: 8
Coding region: 271-1320 (349 amino acids)
Source: RefSeq, a predicted model, not a curated record